Molecule: messenger RNA, 1538 nt
Organism: Sipha flava (yellow sugarcane aphid)
Lineage: Eukaryota; Metazoa; Arthropoda; Insecta; Hemiptera; Aphididae
Gene: RpL4
Product: 60S ribosomal protein L4
Exons: 8
Coding region: 106-1506 (466 amino acids)
Biological process (GO): translation
Cellular component (GO): ribosome; cytosolic large ribosomal subunit
Molecular function (GO): RNA binding; structural constituent of ribosome
Source: RefSeq, a predicted model, not a curated record
AAAAGUAUUGCAUGUUCAUCUUUCUCUAUCGUUGGAUCUCGGUUAUAGCCUGGAUGGUCAAUUUUUUAAUAAGUUUUUAAUAAUUUAGUUUUAAGGGACAACGCUAUGGCUUUAUCUACAGCUCGACCGUUAGUUUCUGUAUACAGUGAAAAAAAUGAAGAAACCGGAGAUACUGUUGCUCUUGCUACAGUAUUCAAAGCACCUAUUAGACCUGAUGUUGUUAACUUCGUCCACGAUAAUAUCUCUAAAAACAGCAGACAACCUUAUGCAGUUAGCAAAUUAGCUGGUCAUCAAACUAGUGCUGAAUCAUGGGGUACUGGACGUGCUGUUGCUCGUAUUCCUCGUGUUCGUGGUGGUGGUACACAUCGUAGUGGUCAAGGAGCUUUUGGUAACAUGUGCCGUGGUGGACGAAUGUUUGCUCCUACGCGUGUUUGGCGCCGUUGGCAUAGGAAGAUUAAUGUUACCCAAAAGCGUUAUGCUACAGUAUCUGCUAUUGCUGCUUCUGGUGUACCUGCACUUGUUAUGUCUAAAGGUCAUUUGGUUCAGGAGGUACCUGAAUUCCCAUUGGUUGUUUCUGAUAAAAUCCAAGAAUACACCAAAACUAAACAAGCCACCAUUUUCUUACAUCGUAUCAAAGCCUGGAAAGAUGUCCAAAAGGUCAUAAAAUCUCGCCGUUUACGUGCUGGAAAAGGAAAAAUGCGAAAUCGUCGUCAUGUUCAACGCAGAGGUCCAUUGAUUGUUUACAGCAAAGAUCAAGGGUUAAAGAAAGCUUUCCGUAACAUCCCUGGAGUGGAUUUAAUCAAUAUCAGGAAAUUAAAUUUAUUGCACUUGGCUCCUGGUGGUCAUGUUGGACGUUUCAUUAUCUGGACUCAAUCUGCUUUCAAAAAACUAGAUGAUCUUUAUGGUACGUGGGACAAAAAAGCAACACUAAAGAGCGGUUACAAUUUACCAUUCCCCAAGAUGUCAAACACUGAUUUAACUAGGAUUUUCAAAUCUGAUGAACUCAAAAAGUACUUGCCACCUCCAAGGACUGGAACAUUACGUCGCACUCGCAAGUUGAACCCAUUGAAACAUGUUCGUACCAUGCUCAGAUUAAAUCCUUACAUUGCAGUUCAAAAACGUGUUGCUAGCAAUGAAAACAAAUUAAGAACCUUAGCUCGUGAGACUUACUUGGCUAAGAAAGAAGGCAGACCAACUACUGAAAAGGGUGAAAAAGUGUUAAAACGAUUCAUCAAUGAAAAGAAAAUGUUGCGUGCUGCUAAACUCAAGGCUAAGAAGGUAAUUGCUGUUAAAGGUUUACGUGAAAUUCAUGAAAAGAAAUUGGAAGCAUAUAAAAAGCGACUUGCUGCUCGUGGUGGUGCUCCUCCAACUAAAAGGUGCAAAAAACAAUUGCCCAAGCCAAAACCUAAGACCAACAAGGGUAAUAAACCUACAUCUGCUAAACCUGUUGCUACUGCUACCAAAGCAGCACCAAAAGCAAAAUCAACUGGUAAAGCUAAAGCAUGAUUGGACUAAUAAACAACAUUAUUAUAAAAAAU